Messenger RNA from Raphanus sativus (radish), 1204 nucleotides. Its product is annotated as NADPH-dependent aldehyde reductase 1, chloroplastic. The transcript has 4 exons. Gene Ontology annotation, molecular function: oxidoreductase activity. Lineage: Eukaryota; Viridiplantae; Streptophyta; Magnoliopsida; Brassicales; Brassicaceae. The record is from RefSeq and is a predicted model, not a curated record. The coding region runs from base 104 to 973 and encodes 289 amino acids.
GCGCAUCUAUAUAUGGCCAUGAAGGGGUUGUAUCGACUGGUCACUUCUACCUGAAAAGAGAGGAAGAACUCGAAUAUUAUCUCAACUUGUGUACGCAAGAGAGAUGGCAUCUGAAAGACAAAAACAAGGAGGAGUACAACCUGGCAAAGAACACGUCAUGGACCCAACUCCACAAUUCUCUAGUUCAGACUACCAACCCUCCAACAAGCUCCGUGGAAAGGUCGCCCUGAUAACGGGCGGAGACUCGGGGAUUGGUAGAGCCGUGAGUUACUGUUUUGCACUUGAAGGUGCCACAAUUGCCUUCACGUACGUGAAGGGCCAAGAGGAAAAGGACGCACAAGAGACUCUACAAAUGUUGAAGGAAGCAAAUACCUCGGAGGCUAAGGACCCGAUUGCAAUUCCAACGGAUUUAGGAUUCGAUGAGCACUGCAAGAGGGUUGUAGACGAGGUUGUUAAUGCGUUUGGACGUAUUGAUGUCUUGAUCAAUAACGCAGCGGAGCAGUACGAGAGCAAUUCCAUCGAAGAGAUCGAUGAACCUAGGCUGGAACGUGUCUUCCGGACAAACAUUUUCUCUUAUUUCUUCCUCACAAGGCAUGCGUUGAAGCAUAUGAAGGAAGGAAGCAGCAUAAUAAACACAACAUCUGUGAACGCCUAUAAGGGACAUGCAUCGCUUCUCGACUACACCGCUACAAAAGGAGCGAUUGUGGCGUUUACUCGAGGUCUUGCACUUCAGCUUGCUGAGAAAGGGAUCCGUGUUAAUGGUGUAGCACCUGGUCCUAUAUGGACCCCCCUUAUCCCAGCUUCGUUUAAUGAGGAGAAAAUUAAGAGUUUCGGGACAGAAGUCCCAAUGAAACGAGCCGGGCAGCCCAUUGAGGUGGCACCUUCCUAUGUUUUCCUGGCUUGUAACCAUUGCUCAUCUUACUUCACAGGCCAAGUUCUUCACCCUAACGGAGGUGCUGUUGUGAAUGCCUAAGGCAUGGCUCGACCGUGACAAUGGACUUAUUAUGCUGAUAGAAGUUGUUGCGUCGUUUUUUUUUCUCUAAGUUGUUCCGUCGUUGUGGUUCUAAUGGCCUUUUGUUAGUCAUGUAUGUUGGUUAUGUGUGAAAACGGUAUAUUUUGUAAUCUUCUGGAAGUAUCAGAAGUGUUGAAAUAAAGAUGAAGUUUGACCAAAAUAAAAUAAAACAAAGAUGAAGAUGAAGAUGAA